Messenger RNA from Funneliformis mosseae, 292 nucleotides. The record is from the annotation of a GenBank genome assembly. NCBI's taxonomy places the organism in Eukaryota, Fungi, Glomeromycota, Glomeromycetes, Glomerales, Glomeraceae.
GCAAGAGUUAUAUAAUCGAUUAUUUAAUCUUCUGCAAAAUCAUUUUUUGCCAUUGUUUCCCCCAUUUAAUAUUGGAUUAGACGAUAUGUAUGUAUGGCAAUUUCUUGCGGCGAUGGCUGUUGGUGCUUCGACUGAACAGCAACAUAUUCUAGUAACCGAAGUGAGGGAACGAGUAUUGGAAACUGUAAUGCAAGCUUCAAGACUUUCAGCUGAUAAAGCAUCACACAAAAUUGCCAAUGUUAAUUUAUUUUUAAACGCAUUGGGACUUGACGCAUCACAACUCAAAAUUUAA